Molecule: messenger RNA, 2354 nt
Organism: Xenopus tropicalis (tropical clawed frog)
Lineage: Eukaryota; Metazoa; Chordata; Amphibia; Anura; Pipidae
Gene: ccdc61
Product: coiled-coil domain containing 61
Exons: 14
Coding region: 173-1693 (506 amino acids)
Cellular component (GO): centriolar satellite
Source: RefSeq, a predicted model, not a curated record
GCGAAGGCACGUGGUACGGAAGUACCGCAAGGCCAAUAGGAACCCAUCAAUUAUAGAACGAGAAUCCAAUGGGGAGAAUGAUUGGCGUUGUUGGGUGUUACCGGCGGUUUAACUGACUGGGGCAGAGUUUCUGUAGUAGGAGGGAGAGUGGCAAAUAGCAAUAGGAUCCACAAUGGAGGAUACAGAGUUUGCUGAAGCUCGGUGUGUCUUUCGUGGGCUGGAACAUGUGGUGCGUGUCCGUGUCACUGGUGAUCGCCUGGAAGUAGAAGUGGAGGAUGCUGUGACCACAGAACAGUGGAGAGGAGAGUUUGAUGCUCAAUUUAUAGAGGACCUCACACAUAAAACUGGAAAUUUCAAACAGUUUUCCAUCUUCUGCAACAUGCUACAUUCUGCUCUUACUCAGAGCAGUGAGUCUGUGACCCUGGACCUUCUGACUUAUGCAGAUCUGGAAUUGCUUCGACAUAGGAAAGUGGGGGGGGCUUCCAGACAAGCCCCACCCCCCAAAAGCUCUGCACUCAGCUCCAAGCGUUACCUGAUACUUAUCUACUCAGUUGAGUUUGAUAGGAUACACUAUCCUCUCCCUCUUCCAUACGUUGGGAAGCCAGACCCUGUUUAUCUGCGUCAAGUAAUUCGAGAAUUAAAGGAGGAACUAGCAGCUCUUAGGGUGUCUGCUGGUGAAGGGUCCAGAGAAAGUGAAGUUCGCCGGUUGCGAGACGAGCUCCAGCGGGUAAUGGAUGAAAAGCGUGAGGCAGAACUUGCAUUAGAGAGACUGCAAGAUGUGGAGAUUCCCAUCAGCAAGGAGGCAAGUCACAUACGGAUCUUGAAAAGGGCAGUUAAGACUUUGGAAGAAGAAUUACAGAAAGAGCGCAUUCGAAGCCAACGAGCAGCCACAAAGAGGCGUGAUGAAUGCAGACAACUACAGGAACAGCUUGAUGAAGCUCGGGCUGCGGAACGCACACUGAGGCUGAAGGUGAAAAGUCUGAGUACUGAACUGGCUAUGUAUAAACGAGGGCAUGUGACUCCAACAGGGCCCUCCCCCCAGAGUCGGGCAGGGUCUGUUGGCCUGGCACCCAAACACCGCAGUGGAUCACGAGAAGGAGGGACAAGGAGGGAAAGGUCUACAUCAAGAGAAAGAAGUGUGCGAAAUUCUGGUGAGAAGAGAAGCUUAACCAGACAGUCAAGAUUGUCCCCGUCACCUGGUGGUAUCCGUCCCCCACGUUUUGAUCCUACAGCUUAUGUCAAAGACCGAGAGCGUAGGCAGAAGGAAGUGGAACUAAAAAAGGGUCGGAGAGUUUCAGCUUCCCCAACAAGUGUUAGAGGCCAGAGACGCAGUUCAUCUGUUGAAAGUCUUGGAAGUCAUCAGUCCUAUCAGAGCUCAGUGGAUGACAUGGAAGACACAGAACCACUUGCCAGCAGUAGUGGCAAGAGGUAUACAGCACGUGGGAGAAGGCCUUUUGCUCCAUCCACCUGGAACAGCCAUAAUAAUGUAAGUUCUGCAAUGACAGUAGUAAAGGGGACAAGGAAUAGAUCUUCAGGAAGAAAACGGCUUUCCAGUACCCCAACAUAUGACAGGAAAACUGAUAGAAAAUGUGAGAAAGAAAAUCAUUUUAACCCAGUCUCUGAUCUCUCGGAUAUUGAUGCCCGACUGCAGGCACUUCAAGAUUACAUGAGGAAUCUGGAUACUCGGACUUAAGUGGUUGCCCUGAAAUGGACAAGAUAACAUUCCUGUUAUCCCAUAUUCCCAUAACCUAUUAUGCAUUAUUGGGUUCUUUUAGUACACUUUAAUUAGUUUACUUCCUAGACUUUUAUUAUUGUUUCACUUGAAGACAUUUUUUAAUGCAGGUCAGAGUGAGAGAGGCUGACCUUUAUCAUUGUCUAUAAUCAGUCAGUAAAGUGCCAGACCUGUCCGUCAUAUUUUAUUUGCCUCCGUAAAUCCUCAUUAGUGUGUGUUGAAAUCAAGAUUACCUGUUGAUCACUUAAUUUUGUACAACAAUGCUCCAGCGUACUCCGAAUCCAGUGAAAGCCAAAGCAAAAGAAGGGACGAUAAUCCUUGCAGAGUCUGCAACAGCCAAAUGUUUGGAAUCAUAAUUAUUUAGAAAUCUGAUUCAUACAGCACAUGGAGUGGUUAAUGUGAUCAUAACUCGACAGCGGAUACAUAACUAAUCAGGUUUUUUUUUAUUUUGUAACCUACAUGAACUCCAAAUACCUCUCUACCACACUGUUAAAAGGUAAAUUUUAUUUUUUUGCAUUGUUUUAUAUACAGAAGAUUUUAUUUAUUAUGUUUGUAUUUUAAGGAGACCCUUUUAAGGUUUCAGUGUUUUGAUCCCAAAUAUAUAUAUGUUUUUUCAUCUUUA